This is a messenger RNA of Glycine soja, 1372 nucleotides long. RefSeq names its product protein STRICTOSIDINE SYNTHASE-LIKE 10-like. NCBI's taxonomy places the organism in Eukaryota, Viridiplantae, Streptophyta, Magnoliopsida, Fabales, Fabaceae. Gene Ontology annotation, biological process: biosynthetic process. The transcript has 3 exons. Bases 66 to 1109 code for a protein of 347 amino acids. Gene Ontology annotation, molecular function: strictosidine synthase activity. The record is from RefSeq and is a predicted model, not a curated record.
UACAUUUCCAUUUAAUUAUUCAUGUGAAGUACACCCCAUAGGGAAAAAAUUUCUUCACAUUUACAAUGAAGCUAUCCACUCUAUUCCUAUUCCUAUUCCACCUGGCUCAUGCUGCUCUGUCUGACGAAGCUACUUUCAUUAGAGAUGGCCUCAAAUCCUAUUCCCAGCUUGAUCUCCCUCACUCGGUUUUUGGUUCUGAAAGUGUAGCCUUCGAUUGCCAUGGUAAAGGACCAUAUGUUGGCGUGUCUGAUGGUAGAAUCCUCAAGUGGCACGAGACAAAGAGAGAGUGGAUUGACUUUGCAGUUACCUCGCCACACAGGAACAAGAAAUUAUGUGAUGGGUUAACAAAUGACAAGAUGGAAUCAAUGUGUGGAAGACCCUUGGGCCUCAAAUUCAACACUUUAACUUGUGAACUGUACAUUGCCGAUGCAUACUUUGGGCUUCUGGUGGUAGGACCAGGUGGUGGUGUGGCAAAGCAGUUAGCCACUUCUGCGGAAGGGGUACCAUUUAGGUUCACAAAUGCCUUGGACAUCGACACCAAAACAGGUGAAGUAUAUUUCACAGAUAGCAGCAUCAUGUUCCAAAGAAGGGUAUACAUAUCAAUAAUUCUGAGCGGGGAUAGAACUGGAAGGUUACUAAAAUACGUUCCAAGUACCCAAAGUGUACAUGUUUUGGUCAAAGGUUUAGCAUUCCCUAACGGCGUGGCGCUUAGCAAGGACAAUUCCUUCAUUAUAGUAGCAGAAUCAACCACUUUUAAAAUUCUCAAGAUUCAAGUUAGAGACUCCAAGACCAACAACAACAAUAUAGAACCUUUUGCACAGGUUCCACGCUCCCCAGAUAACAUAAAGAGGAACGCCAAAGGAGAAUUUUGGGUAGCGCUGAACAGUGGCAGGGGAUUGAUUCAGAAAUUGGAAAAUGAAAUCGAAACCACACUUCCUUGGAAUGCAGAUCCUGUGGCAAUUAAAUUUGAUGAAAAGGGGAGGGCCAUUGAGGUAUUAGAUGGAGAAUAUGGACGACAACUGGACUCUGUUAGUGAAGUGGAAGAACAUGAAGGAAGUUUGUGGAUAGGCUCUGCGGUGCAACCAUACAUUGGUCUUAUAAAAGCUUAGUUAGGCCUUUGUGUGUGUGAAAAAAUUAUCAAGUGGUCCUAACCAUUCUUUAUAUGACACAUAAUUAAGUAGUAUUUGUUUUUCUCAUAAGUUAGAAAGAAAACUUAAGGAUGUGUCACAUAAAAAUUAGUAAAGACUAUAAAUAAAUGGUGGUUUAAAACUACCUAAUAACUUCUCGUGUGUUUUGCUUCCAAUUCUAAAUUAUUCAAAUUCCAAAACAAAAUGUAUUUGGAUAAAAUAAUGUUGGAUUAGUUUUCAUUUUA